AGUAAUUAGAGCGCUCCGGUUGCUGACUGAGAGGGGGCGCACGCGCCCCCAGGAGGGGCAUGCGGCGGCCACUGCGCGACUGGUUGCAUGUCACUCGGGUCGCGAUCGCCUCCGUGCCAACAUCUCUCCGCAAGAAUCCCGCCCUCCGCAGCUCUGAGAGCAAAGAUGAUGGAGUUGCCGCCGACGACGACUGAGUCCCUGUUGGUGCUGUUCGGACAGAACGAGACGCCGCCGACGCUGGCGGACGAGUGGGCGGGCUCGGGCAACAACUCGUCCGGCGACCUCGACCUGAUGGCCGAGAACCAGUUCAUCCUGCCGUGGUGGCGGCAGGUGCUGUGGUCGGUGCUGUACGCCAUGAUGGUGGUUGUGGCCACCGGCGGCAACGUCAUCGUCAUCUGGAUCGUGCUGGCGCACAAGCGCAUGCGAACCGUCACCAACUACUUCUUAGUCAACCUGUCCGUGGCCGACACCAUGGUCUCCACCCUGAACGUCACCUUCAACUACACCUACAUGCUCAACAGCCACUGGCCCUUUGGCACCGUCUACUGCAAAAUCACGCAGUUCGUCGCCGUGCUCUCCAUCUGCGCCAGCGUCUUCACCCUGAUGGCCAUCUCCUUUGACAGGUACAUGGCGAUCGUGAAUCCGCUGCGGCCACGCAUGGGCAAGAGGACGACCCUGUGCAUCACGGUGUUGAUCUGGCUGGUGGGCACCGUCCUGUCGCUGCCCUUCCUCAUCGUCUUCACGACCUUCGAGAUAAGCUUGACCGACGGCAGCACCAGGAUCGUCUGCUACGCCGAGUGGCCCGACGGUGACACCAACAACAGCGUCCUCGAGUACUGGUACAACGUGUUCUUCAUGUUCGUGACGUACGUGGUGCCGAUCGUGGUCAUGUCCAUCACGUACGCCAGGGUCGGCAUUGAGCUGUGGGGAAGCCAGAGCAUUGGCGAGUGUACGCAGCGCCAGAUGGAGAACAUCAAGUCAAAACGCCGGGUGGUAAAAAUGAUGAUGGCAGUGGUGGCAAUUUUCGUGGUGUGUUGGCUGCCGUUCCACGCGUAUUUCAUCGUGACAUCGCACUUGCCCGAGAUCACCACCGCCUCGUACAUCCAGGAGGUUUACCUCGCUAUUUACUGGCUCGCCAUGUCCAACUCCAUGUACAAUCCCAUCAUCUAUUGCUGGAUGAACUCUAGGUUCCGCCGUGGCUUCAAGCAGUUCUUUUCGUGCUGCCCGGGCAUCUCGGUGCCGCAGGAGCCGCUUACCCGGCGCGAGGUGGUCACCAGUAGAUACAGCUGCUCUGGAUCGCCCGAGAUGCAUUGCAGAAUCAUUCGCAAUGGCAAGAAAAAUUCAGUCCACAUUCCUCUGCAGGCAGCGGUGGCGUUGGAGGUGGGCGGCGCCUCCUCGUCGGCCCGAGGACCGCAGUACUACACAUUUCGCGGCGGGGGCCGCGGAGCCAAGUGGCGUGGCAGCCGCAGAGACGGUGACCUCGGCGAGCCCUCCUGACAAACACCUGAGGGGGUGGGGCGAGGGGGUGGCAGUCGCCAACAGACCUGGAUCUAAGAAUGUUUAAAAGGGAAGCGAAGAGAUGCUAAUGAACUGGCUCGCCGGCAGGCGGCACACAUCCACACAACUCUCAGAGAGUAAGGGAGCACAAACUUUUUUAAUGUAUUCCCUUCUGCUCCUUUUCUCUUCCUUCCACCCUUUGACGCGCGCCGAAAGGAAUUUUGCAGAAGAAAAGCUGGCUUUUCUGAUACUCAAGGGGGAGCAGCUGCGGCUCCUCGUCUUCGAAUCCUCCUUCUCCCCAGUCAGGGUGGUCGGCGGUGUUUUGUCUUGCACGCGGAAAAGACGCUGGAAUUAAUUAACUGACGCGAAACAACAGCCCCGUUUGUCAAUGUGGGCUGUGCGUUGAUGUGUAUUUUUCUCCUAGAAGGACAGAGUUUAUCAAAAUAUUGGAAAGUUUGUCAAACUGUUAGAUGCGCCAUCGAUUUAGGAAACAAAAUCUAUUUUUUAUGAGCGCAAAUUUGAUUUCUCCUGGUCCUAUAGAAACGUGCUUCGUGAUCGGGAAUUGGUAAUUUGAACUUUUGAUGUGUUCAUGUUGUAUUAUGGAACUGGAUAUCAAAUCAUAAUCAUGUUAAAAAUGUAACACUACUUCACUUUUGCAAAAAGUAUGUAUGAUCUGAUUUUCGUGAACUGGAAAAUGGUUGAAUUUGAAUUUAUAAAAGCAAACUGUGCUUGCCUUGCAUAAAGAAGCUGAAAAUGACCGUGCUAAUAGAAAAGUGUCUAUGACACUUGAAGCUGCGGUUCAGGUCUUUAAGGUUUAAUAAUUUUAAUUUUUUAAAUUACUUCAAUGCUCAAUUCCUUUUCAUUGAUGUAAUAAACACUGUUACGUAUUAACUUCAUUACAAAUGAAAAAUGUUUUAAAAGAGCAAAAGAUUCAAGACAAAAAGCAAUAGCUUCUUUGUCAACAUAAUUACGUGGGAAAAUCAAAACUCUUACUACGAGAUAGAUGUGUAAGGAUGUAGCGUUGCAAGAAGCCGUUCCUUUCAUUGUCCAUAAGUGAAAUGUUUAAGACAUAAGAAGUAAUUUGCAUUCCUCGACGAAGAUGCUUCUGAAUAUCAUUAGAUGGCACAUAUAUGUAGAUUGUGAACAUUCAAGGCAGGGUUCAGCUUUAUAGAUAUGCAUUUCAAUCAAUUUUAGCCAAAUCAUAUUUUGGCUGGUAAAAAUUGGUACCAAAUGACAAUUAAUGUUAUUUAUUUACAUACAAAAAUAAGAGGCUACCGCACGAGUAUGAAAUGCAUUGCAAGUGUGAAUAAUAUUUGGAAUUUGGACCCACAAAGGAACAGCUAUAAGAGCUUUUUAAUUUGUGCAAUUGGUGCGACAUUCUAUUGUUCCUAAUUUUAAACAAGCACAUGCCUUCCAGAUGAUCUAUUUGGCAGAAUGUAGGAAAUUGCAUCAUCUUAACAAGCGAGAUGAAUCAAGCAUUAUUUUUUUUCAAUCAACAUGCUUUUAUGGCUUGAUUUGGUGCUGUAUCAGUUUAUCUUGAUUUACUGCCAGAUUUCAAUGGUCUGUGGACAGAUUAGUGGAAAUGACGGGUUAAAUCUUAAGGAAAGAAAUUCAGUAUUGUAUGAUUUUUGAGCCCUGGUAAAUUAUAAAAAAGGUAAAACUUGCUGUAAAUGUUACUCAAAGGAGCAAAACGCUCGCAUGUGUCUGUGAUGUUCAAAUAAAUAAAAAGUUGUGGAUAAUA
This is a messenger RNA of Cloeon dipterum, 3238 nucleotides long. RefSeq names its product tachykinin-like peptides receptor 99D. Gene Ontology annotation, biological process: G protein-coupled receptor signaling pathway. The record is from RefSeq and is a predicted model, not a curated record. Gene Ontology annotation, molecular function: tachykinin receptor activity. Lineage: Eukaryota; Metazoa; Arthropoda; Insecta; Ephemeroptera; Baetidae. Bases 88 to 1497 code for a protein of 469 amino acids. Gene Ontology annotation, cellular component: plasma membrane. The transcript is spliced from 8 exons.